Molecule: messenger RNA, 1662 nt
Organism: Girardinichthys multiradiatus
Lineage: Eukaryota; Metazoa; Chordata; Actinopteri; Cyprinodontiformes; Goodeidae
Product: BRCA2 and CDKN1A interacting protein
Exons: 7
Coding region: 43-945 (300 amino acids)
Cellular component (GO): nucleus
Source: RefSeq, a predicted model, not a curated record
CCCCGCCCACCUGAAAUACACACGUGUUUCACGUUUUCAAGCAUGGCUUCGUCGGCUAAGAAGAGAGCUCUGGGUUUGGGUGAAAAUCCAGAAGAAAGUGAGCACAGCUCGGAUGAGAACCCAGAGGAUGAUGACGAAUCUGCGGAGGACGACAGCGAUGAGGAAAUCAAUGAGGAGGUUUUGGUGGAUUUCGAGGCUCACGCAAUUUCACCUAAUGAUUACAAUGGCAUCAAGAAGCUGUUGCAGCAGCUCUUCCUGAAGGGUCAUGUAGAUAUAUCAGGGAUGACGGACAUCAUUAUCCAGCAGAAUCACGUUGGAAGUGUCAUCAAGCAAGCUGAAGUACCAGAAGACAGUGACGAUGAUGAUCCAGAUGAAGUGUUUGGCUUCAUCACUGUGCUCAAUCUUACAGAGAGAAAGGGUGUGCAGUGCGUGGAGGAGGUCAAGGAGCUGAUUAUGGACCAUUGUGAGAAGAACGCUCCUCACAGCGUAACGGAACACCUUGAGAAGAUAUUCAGUGACACAAGCAAGCCUGUGGGUCUGCUGCUGAGCGAGCGCUUCAUCAACGUACCUCCACAGAUUGCCCUUCCUCUGCAUAAACAGCUGCAGGUAGAAAUGGCUGAAGCCCAGAGGACAAACCAACCCAGUGGGAGGUGUCACUAUUGCAUGAUGAUUAGCAAGACCUGCAAAGAGGCAACCAAGAGUAUCCCAGCCAGAGGUGGAGCUCCAAAAGAGGAGUACAUGUUCCUUAAUGCAGAGGAGGAAUUCUUUCAUGAGCAAGCCAUCAUAAAGUUCCACUACUCUGUCCAAGAGGACGCAGACUCCUGUCUGAGUGGCAGGUGGUCAUUUGACGACGUUCCCAUGAAGCCUUUCAGGACAGUGAUGGUGAUACCUAUGGACAGAAUGCCUGCAGUGAUGGAAAAACUCAAGGAAUACCUGACUGUGUGAAGCGAGACUCUUGUUGAAGACCUGCAGAUUCAUGAAAAUGAAGCAAGAGGCUCUGAGUUUUGUCUAAAACGCCUACUACUGUUGUCAGUGGUUUCCUUAUUCUAGCAAUUUCUUUGGUGGUUAAAUAAGUACAAUGCAUCAAAUUAAAAGGCUUAAUGUUUAAUUUGUCAAUAUGAAUAAUUUACUCUACAUCCACAAGAAAACUUUUUUGCAGACUUCACAAAUAACUUGCAAGCUUGAGUCCAGUCCCAGAACCUUAUGUCAAAUGAUUAAGUGCUAAAUCUUUAACCAUUUCAUGUUAAAAUGCUGUUUUUUUCCACAUGAACAGUCUUCAAAGGAAGCUUCUAGAUUACAUUAAAAAAGAGAGGAAGUUCAUUCUUGAAAAUCCCAUUUCAAUUCCUAAGGCUAUAUGUAUUGUUAUAGAUGAGAAAUGAUAAAUGACAGAUGAGAAAAGGAAAUUAAAAUAGUAUUCUGGCAGCAAUUUGAGCAUAAGGUUAAUUUAUAAUAAAUCUAAAAGUACCUGGAUGCCAUUAAAGUAGUCUGAUGGAUAAGAAAGUGUUCACAGAUAUUCUGCAGUUUGUGUACGCCGUAAAGUGUCAGAAGAUUAACCUAAAAUCUUCUUGUUUUUUUUUUGUUCCCUACAUUAAGCAAAGUGUUGCAACAGACACCAUCUUUCUGCAGCUUAUGAAUUUAAAAUAAACUUUGGGAUAAACAUUU